UGUGUGGGCAGGCAUUUGCUGCAAUGCUUUCUCCUACAACACAGGCACCUGCUUCUAGUCACUUUUUUGCGGAUAUUUACAGAGGUCAUUUCUUUUACAAACAAUGGAAAAGUGCCAAAGCUCCAGAAUUCAGUAGCAAACAUCUGAAAGAUGAUGCAGUACUGAUAACUACUGGCUGCUGUCACAGUCCCAUGCACUAAGAAGCUGAGAUUGACGGAAACUGGUUUCCUGUCUUUUUACAAGUCACACAUGCCACAGCUUGUGGAUGAGCAUGCUUUUCUCUCUUUGUGCUACCAUGCAUAAUUUUGUUUCCUGGUAUAAAGCAGCAGAUGUCUGGGUGAGAGUUUAAGAUGUCCCUAGCAUUUUCCUUAUUUGGGGAUUGCCUGGAAGACUCAUGCAUGUUGGCAGUGAGCCACGUCUCCCUGGUGUGACCUGCCAGUACCCUACUUCUCGGCUGAAUUUCAGGGAUUCUCCAAGAAGGAGUAAUCUGAAGGCAAACCUAGAUCUUACAGUUGUAGGGAAGGCGAUAUCAAGAAGAACAGGCAAUCAGCAUUUGCGGGAAAGGAAAACUGAAAAUCUUCUUCCAGCACAUUUUACAAAGCAUGUGCAAGAAGCUAUCAAAUGUUAUCAGAGUGAAUCCAUUGUUUCUUCAUCAAAUAGUGGACAAUCAACUCCAACUGAGCUAAACAACUCCUGGUCAGGAAUACAAAGCUGUACUACAGGCCUGUCAACAGAACGAAGCUCUGUCUACUCUUGGAGGGAUGAUGAAUUUGAUAAAGCAAAUACACAGAAGGUCCAUCAGUUGUUCUGGGAUGUGGAUGAGAUAUUAUUUGAAGGAAAAAUUAAUUCGCGAACACAAAACUUAGAAGAAGAGUGUAAAGCCUGGACCAAACGAUCCCCUCACCUCAGAAUUCUAGGCCGACAACUACUGCCAUCAAAAGAUGAGGGUUUUCAGCACUUCCAGACAAAAAAAAACAGCUCUGCAGUGACCAGAUCUGCAGCCAAUGUUUGCGAGAGCAACACUGAGCUGAAAGAAUUGUGUCUGUCUGGCCAGAGACUCAUUCCAACAGCUUCACCUUCUCACAGUAUAUCAGCAACUGAAUCCAAUGGGGGUUCUGUUUUUUCUGAGCCAUCAGAAUCUUCUACCUAUUCAUUUUUGGAGGAAGAGAUCUAUGUUAUGGAUGGAAAAAUUGAGGAGUAUUUUGCUUUUGACAGCAAGGAACUGGAUGAUGAUGGUUUGGAACCAAAGAAGACUCUCUCUGUUUGGAAGCAAAAUAAAAGAGGCAUUCCUCCUGUUUCUCCUACCUCAUGUAUCAAAGAAGCUGUGAUGGCUGAAAUAUUUGAUGAGAUUUGGCGGUGUGUGGUAGAAAUGUUAGAUGAGCCGAUCAGAAAACACUGGGAGUCUGGACUUGCAGAUGAUGACAAACACAUGGUUAGCCUGAAGAUAUUUGAUAGCAAGCUGGCGUCUGUGCCAAUAUCCCGUAUUACUGUUGAAACGCUUAGUGUUCCACCAUCUAGAGGCUCUGAAGCACGAAGCACCUUAUUUGGAACACAUUUUAUUCAAUCUCAGGUGCCUCGAACAGCAAAUACUUUCAACAGUGACUUAAAUGGUGUCAUGACAAUUCACGCUAUACCAUUACAGCAGAGGUAUGCUGGAUUAAUUGAGAAAACACAGCCUGAUCAAGAUGAGAAAAGCACAGGAUUAAAUGUUCUGACCUCGGUCAGAAAUCGUCUGGGCAGGAUUUCUGAUCACAGUACCCUUUCUUCAUCUCGAGUGAUGCAGGGAAUGACACGAAAGCAGUCAAUACAACGUAAACUGCCAUCUCUAAAUGCAGACCCUUUGCGCUUGAAGACUGGUAAUGUGUACAGCGAUGAAGUUCUCAGAGGAAAGAAAAUGUAUACUAGCACUGAUCACAUGUCAUCGCUAUCUGCACAGACAAUCCAGAAUAACAAGCUGCCACCAAUUAUAUCAGACGUCGUUGAACAUCAUCUUACAGUACCUGGAUCAAGACAUGCUUUUCAUAAAAUUAGGCAUCCGCAUAGUAGAGUCUCAAGUGCAGUACCUGAUACCACAGGACAGUGGCCAUUGAGAGAGCGAACUGCUACCCUAGAUCACUUUUCAAGACCCAACACUACUCAUACAUUUAGGUCAGAUACACUUUUUAAAAGAUCGUUCACACCAAUGGAUUUUACUAACAAUACUCGGUCUGGUCAAAACUCUGCAUCAGAUCGAAAUCGUAUAGGUGUUACUGGUGUCAGCCUAGGAAUUUCCCAUUCUAGUAACCAGUCUGAUUCUGCAUACCACCCCCGUCACAGUGUAUAUGAACAAUCACGUGAAGGAGAAGAAGAGUUUCAUUCUGUGUGGGGUCCACAUUUCCAGCAGAAAAACAACAAUCGGAAUCUACCCAGUUCCAGAAAACGAUUUCAGAUGGUUUCCUAGUUUCAGGACAGUCAGUGGACAUGAAGAAUUUAGUAAUAUGGUGCCCAUUUGCUGCAUACAUUAUUGAGGGAUGCAGAUGCAACUGAAAUGGUUAAAUGAGCUCCAUUAGCUAAACUGAGUUAUGAUGGAACAAAGUUCAAGCAGAUAUCAGCAAGUCAAACAAUUACACUUCAGAGAUUAUCUUCUGUAGCUGCUUGUCACAGCAAUAAAUAUGGAAGAAUACAAACUUAUGUAUUGUGUUUACAGUUCAAGCACCUUUCACCCAGUUCUUAAACCACUGGCUGCAAAAACAACAAAUGGGAAUUUGUUGCCUGGGUGAACCGCCUUAUACGUUUGCAGUGGGCAAAGAAAAGAUGUUGCUGUAAGAAAGCUCCUCUAUAAACUGAGCCUAAAUUGUGAAACAGAAAUGUGUGAUAAAGUUUGUUGCAAGAUGUACCAGUAGUAAGCAGUUCUGUAAUCUCAGGGGUCCCUCCAGAUGUUAAAAAAAAAAAAUGGUCAUCUCCUAAACUGUUUGUUUGGAAAUGAUCAGUCUUGUUGGUACCUGAUCAGUAGCUGUAAAUAACAGAUUUUUUUCUCUUCAUUGGAGAACUGAGUCUCUCUUACCGGUAGCAUACAAUAUCUCAGGUCUAAAUUACAUUGUAACACCCCUGCAGAUCUGUUUGUCUGGCCUUUUUAUGUGUCCAAUUGCCACUAUACAGUCUGAUGCAGCAUUGCUGAAGUAUUUGUCAUAGCUCUUGACCCUGGAAGCUGUUACUACUUUGAGUACAAGAGGCAAACAUCAGUUUUCAGGAUAGAGAAGUUUUAUGAACAUUUUCAACUAUCACAGGCUGAUUUAUACCCUAACCAUUCUCAUUAUGUUGUAAAUAUGCACUUCAUGAUUUGCAGUGCGCUCUCUGAUAUUUAAGUAUCUGGGCAGUUCUAGUUAAUUAAACACCAUUCAAGUGUACUGUCUAUAAAGGGCCUUUUGAAAUUAUAAGGUAGACACAGAUGCAAAGGAAGUCCAUAUCCAAAAUUUAAAGAGAGGACUACAUAAUAGCUUCUGAAAGUUACUGAGAAGUCUUCUGAUUUGUUGAUUGUGUAUUGUUUUUCCUUAGCUGCAACCAUUCAUCUCAAAUGAGUGCAUCAAUGAAAUUCUUUCAAAGAGACAUUUUUUUAAUUUUAAUUAUCUAGUGAAUUCCUGCACUCAUAUACUGUGUAUUGUUCAUGCAAAUUAGCUAUAUGAAAUGUGAAGACAUGCUGAGCAUAGUAACAUUUUAGUCUAGCACUUGAAGUGCUGGUGUGUGUGUGUGUGUGUGUGUGUGUGUGUGUGUGUGUGUGUGUGUGUGUGUGUGUAUGUACACGUGUGUCUGCAUACACCCACAUAAAAAAGGUUUAAUAAACAUAUACAAUGUGUCACUGGAACCAUCACCCCAGAUUCAUUAAUUUUAAACAGUGAUCACAUAUUCAGAACUUUUCCAUGACUUUGGCUGUGCUGGUGGUGUGAUUGUUUUGCAAGUAUGACUUUUAAUUACUUAACUGUAAUUAUUUGGUGGAAUCUGGGGUUUAUGAGCUAACUGAUGAGAAGCUUGUAACUUUUAUAAAUCAGUUUCUUCAGAAAUAACAACAUUACUGCUUUACAAAUUAAUUAUAUAUUACUUCCACUUUCCAUUCUUCCACAAAUUAUGUUUUCUAACUUCCCAAGAUCAGAUCAACUGCAGUGUCUGAAAAGUAUGCACACACCCUUAAAGCCAAUUUUAAACAACAAAAGUAAGCAAAUAUGUCUUUAAUGUCUGCAACUCUGUCUGCAACUCUUACUGCUCCAUCCAGUAGACAAUCACAAGCAUUUGGUGCAAGUUUCAGUCAUAGUUAUCAGUCCAUUUAGUGAGCAGGUGAUGAGAUAAGUGGACAACAUGAGGCAGUGGUGUUUGGCUAUGUUGUCCUUAGCAUUUUAUAUUUCAGAAUCUUUAUGGAAUGUGAUUAUCAGAGUGCUCACACCCGAACAUGUUUCAGAUGUCUGUCAGUUCUGGGAGGAAGAAAUCAGAUCUGAAAACCUGAUGACGUGUUUCAUUGACUUUAAAUGUACACAAAAAUAGAAGUUGAUGUUCUUGUAAAAGCUAUGUUCCUAUUACCAUUCUUUUUGUUUUCAAGAUAGCAUACCUACAGCCAUAUUAUUGUAAGAAUUCCUGGGCUCCUUUAACACUUCAUAUAUGUGUGUGUGUGUGUGUGUGUGUGUGUGUGUGUGUGUGUGUGUGUGUGUGUGUGUGUGUGUGUGUGUGUGUGUGUGUGCCUGUGUGUGAUUGUGACCACACAAUUUCUUACUGUGCAACAUUUUUAGUUACAAAGUGUGUGACCAGACUUUAAGUUCAGAUUUAAGGUUGCUGGAUUAGUCUUUCCUUGAAGUAAAACUGUAGUUCUAUGGUAACAAAUUUUGUAUCAUUUCAGGACUGAAACUUGAAAACACUUUUAGGGUAGUACACAAAAUAUUUUUUUACUUAAUGUUUUGAAAGAAGAUGCCUUCAGAGAAGCACUGAGGUCAGUGGGUGGGAUUUUUUAAGAUUCAUUCUCCUGUAUAGCUCAGCCUGCACUGUGCUGUGUAGGCUCAUCAAAGAUCUCAGUGAGUAGUGCUGCCUAUUUAUGGAGUGAAUAUAUUUAUACAUCUCCCUGGUGGUGUAGUAGCAAUCAUUGCAACACCUUCCAACUAGUCCAGACAAUUGGAACAAGCAUCUCAUAAUCACUGUAUACCCCAAUUAAAGAAUAGUAUUGCUUUUGUCUAGCGUCCUAUCCCCUUUUCCAGCUUAUGACAGACCCUACCAACAACCUGACCCACAAACUAAAAUAAUCGCGUUCAUUGCAGAGGGUCAUCUCCCACAGCAUCUCCCACCACCAGUGUGGUAUAACAUAAUGUUUGUUCUCAAAAUCAUCUUUAUCAUAUCAAAUAGAAAAUAUAAUGGCCCUUGUCCAGGAACACCACCUUUGCCACCCCUCCUGUGUGCAGAGUGAUACACGCACCUAUAAAGCCAAUUUUCUAACAGCAAAAGUAGGCUUAGAAGGCUCUAUUGACCACAUCCUGUAGGCAGUCACAAACACUCAGUGCUAUGCUGAACUGCUGUAAUAUGUCAUGCCUUCAUGUGAUUGACCAUACCACUUCUUAAAUAUAUGCUAAACAGCAAUUUUAAAUGCAUUCUAUAACUGUAUAUCUAUCUAUCUAAAUCUUUCUUUUCACACAUAUAUAUGUAUACUUAUAUACCAGGCAAUCCUAGAAAAGGAGUGAGUACUGCGGCUAGCCAAACUUACUUCCAUUUUUUCCUUUUAAAGGAUUGCUGCAAGCUCUCUCUCUCUCUCUCUGAUACUAUUGCAUGUUAUAGUUGUGCUUAUCUCAGUGCUUCUGUUACCCACCCUUAAUUUGAAUACCUGUAUCUGCAAUCUGUGUCUAAAUAUGCACACACACACACACACACA
Molecule: messenger RNA, 5878 nt
Organism: Protopterus annectens (West African lungfish)
Lineage: Eukaryota; Metazoa; Chordata; Ceratodontiformes; Protopteridae
Gene: FAM149A
Product: family with sequence similarity 149 member A
Exons: 15
Coding region: 395-2440 (681 amino acids)
Source: RefSeq, a predicted model, not a curated record